This is a messenger RNA of Malus domestica (apple), 1817 nucleotides long. Its product is annotated as probable pectate lyase 12. Gene Ontology annotation, molecular function: pectate lyase activity. NCBI's taxonomy places the organism in Eukaryota, Viridiplantae, Streptophyta, Magnoliopsida, Rosales, Rosaceae. The record is from RefSeq and is a predicted model, not a curated record.
GAUUAUAAAAGAACAACACUGAAAUGACACUAACGGAUACAGUAAGAAAGAUGAGAGUGGGAGAAGAAGCAAGUGCCCAUCUUCUCCACUCAAACACACCCAAAAUUCACUACAUACAUGAAUCACAAUGUACAACUCAGUUACUGUUUAUUAUCCUCUCAAAUAACCAUGCAACUCCAUAAACCCUAACUACACACAUUCUUGUACCAAAUUGGUAUAGAAUUCCCAACAAAAUAUCAAAAACCCUCCAAACAUUACCUAAAAAAUGAUCCCCAGAACCUGCAUUGUCCUGCUUUCUCUUCUCACCUCAUUUUCCCCUCUUGCCACUGCAUUCCUCAACCUCACUCUCCCUGGUCAGCAUCCCAACCCAGAUGAAGUUGUUCUACAAGUUAAUAGGAAGGUUAAUGCUUCGUUAGAAAGAAGGCAAAUGCUGCAAACAACCCAGAAAGACAAUCUGGAUUCUACGUGCCUGACCGGAAACCCGAUAGACGACUGCUGGAAAUGUGAUCCGGAUUGGCCAAACAACAGGCAAAGCCUGGCAGAUUGUGCAAUAGGGUUUGGUCAAUAUGCUCAUGGAGGCAAAGGGGGUGAGUAUUACAUUGUGACGGACGACUCAGAUGACGACGCGGUGACUCCGAAGCCAGGCACUCUCAGAUAUGCUGUGAUUCAGACUGAGCCUCUCUGGAUUGUGUUCCCUCGCAACAUGCUCAUCAAGCUCUCCCAAGAACUUAUCUUCAACAGCUACAAAACCCUCGAUGGCCGCGGAGCGAAUGUCCACAUUGUUGGUGGUGGAUGCAUCACUCUGCAGUACAUAAGCAAUGUCAUCAUCCACAAUGUGCAUAUCCACCAUUGUUAUCAGUCAGGUCAGGCUAAUGUGCGUUCCAGCCCAACUCACUACGGCUUUCGCACAGAAUCAGACGGCGAUGGGAUCUCCAUCUUUGGAUCCAAAGACAUAUGGAUAGACCAUUGUAGCCUAUCACACUGCAAGGAUGGACUGAUAGAUGCAGUGAUGGGGUCCACAGGAAUAACAAUAUCAAACAAUUAUUUCUCUCAUCACAACGAAGUCAUGCUGCUUGGUCACAGCGAUGACUACUUGCCCGACUCUGGAAUGCAAGUCACCAUAUCCUUCAAUCACUUUGGAGAAAAGUUGGUGCAGAGAAUGCCUAGGUGUAGAAGGGGCUACAUCCACGUGGUCAACAACGACUUCACCCAAUGGGAAAUGUACGCCAUCGGAGGCAGUGGAGACCCUACAAUUAACAGCCAGGGCAACCGCUACACUGCUCCGUCAAACCCUAACGCCAAGGAGGUGACAAAGCGUGUGGAGACGGCGGAAGGGAAGUGGAGGAACUGGAACUGGAGAUCGGAGGGGGACAUAAUGGUAAACGGAGCAUUUUUUGUAGCAUCUGGGGAGGGAGUGGAGCUUAACUAUGAGAAGGCCUACAGUGUGGAGCCCAAGUCUGCUGCGCUUAUUGACCAACUCAUCAUGCAUGCUGGUGCCCUUGGUGUUGGUGGCAGGGACAACAACCUGGGGAAGUGGAGCUCGAACGGCGACGGAAAUGGUUUAGGCUCAGGUCCAGACUAUACGGAUGACAUGUCGGGAAGCAGCCGUAUUCCACAGCCGCCACUUUCAUCCACCUCCACCAUCUUCUCAUUUUUCAUCUCGUUGUCAUGCUUGCUAUUUUUGUAUAUUAUCCCAGACAUGCAUUUAUAAUAUCUGAAAAUAAUCAAUGAUUUUAAUCUCCUUUAUUAACAUUAACAAUGUCUACACGAAGCAUAUUUGGUAUCCAAGACCAAGAGAAAAGAAAAUAUAAGAGCAA